This is a messenger RNA of Ruditapes philippinarum (Manila clam), 463 nucleotides long. Its product is annotated as perlucin-like. The record is from RefSeq and is a predicted model, not a curated record. NCBI's taxonomy places the organism in Eukaryota, Metazoa, Mollusca, Bivalvia, Venerida, Veneridae. Bases 97 to 420 code for a protein of 107 amino acids. The transcript has 2 exons.
UGUCAGCUUGUCUAGACUGUGAUCAAAAUUUGUAUUUUAUCUUUAUCCAGGGUUGCGAAGGUAUUGGUAUCGCAGUCAGAGGCGCGAGGAAUCUGUAUGAACCAUGGAUCAUUCCUUGCUCGUGUGACAACUGUAGUUAAGAUGAAUUAUCUACUUGAUCUUAUUAGGACUUGUUCAGAUUAUAGUGGUGUUCACGAUUACUACGUUGACGGAAGUAAUGCCGGUGCUUCGGAUUUCUUUGCUGCAGGUGCUUGGGUCAUGGAUAACGGAGAGCUUGUUCCAAUGACCUCGGACUUUUGGGGACCCGGAUAUCCCAACUAUCCUGGCAGUCAGCAUUGCCUACGCAUGACAUCAGAAGAAAAUUACAUGUGGGACGACUGCAGUUGUAGCGCAACGCACUAUUUCAUUUGUGAACAGUGAACUUUUAUUUCGUGUUUAUUUUGGUUGGAUAUAUUGAAAGUGC